UGACGUCAGCCAGAGUCGGUCAGCUGGCUCCUCAAUCUGAACAGCAGGGAGAGCCUCUCCCAUAGGGAGACAUCACCAUCAACGCCCGAGCCUGGCCAGCAGCGUCGGCCGCCCGCUGGAAGGGGGAACAAAACAUGGAGGAAACGAUAUUAUAGCCUAGUGGUGGAUCGGGAGUCGGCGGGGAUCGAGAGCGUUAGAUUAUUUAUUUACUCCUAUUUAUUUAUUAAUUUAUUUAUUUCCCCUGCCAGCAAUGGCUGGGAUCCAUGGCUGCGGUUGCUGAGAGGCAGGUGCAAUAUCAUCGACGAAGGCAUUUCGUUCCUGGGCAUGGGCUCAACGAAGGCCGAUCGACAGGCUGGCCCUCUCCACAUCCGCUGCUCCCCGGAUCAGAUGCUCCCUGCGGGAGGAGAGCAGUAGCUGGUCUGCGUCUGGAGGCGAUACAACGGGCUGGUGGCGGAGGAGGGGGCCCUCUUUACAUCAAAAUAUUAGAGCCAGUAAUUUCAAGGUUAUGCGCCGUUACACACAGCAACAGGCAGUGUUUGUUCAGUGAAUCUGGGCUGCUGCAACAUGACAUAGGUGUCUUUAGUUGCAGAAAUUCUGUGAUUGAAUGUCACCCUUUUUCUGCGGUGAUCGGAUCCAAACCUUGUGAAAGUCUCGCCUAACAGGCCCGAAAAACGGUUGAGCGCAGCCUCCUCAUCUGGAAAACAGAAGUCGGUUCCAGUUGCCAAGAUGAUGGAGCUGCAGAUAGACGAGGUGGUCUACCAGGACGACUACGGCUCCGGCUCCGUGAUGUCGGAGCGCGUGUCGGGUUUGGCUAACAGCAUCUACCGGGAGUUCGAGCGGCUGAUCCGCAGCUAUGACGAGGAGGUAGUGAAGGAGCUGAUGCCGCUGGUGGUGAACGUCCUGGAGAACCUGGACGCGGUGCUGACCGAAAACCAGGAGCACGAAGUCGAGCUGGAGCUGCUGAAAGAGGACAACGAGCAGCUCAUCACGCAGUACGAAAGGGAGAAAGCGCUUCGCAAGCAGGCAGAAGAGAAAUUCAUUGAAUUUGAGGAUGCGUUGGAAGCUGACAAGAAGGACCUGCAGGUGCAGGUGGAGUUUUUGGAGCUGCAGGCGAAACAGCAGGAGCUCAAGACAAAGAACUAUUCUGACCAGAUCACACGGUUGGAGGAGCGAGAAUCAGACAUGAAGAAAGAGUACAAUGCUCUGCACCAGCGUCACACUGAGAUGAUCCAGACGUAUGUCGAGCACAUAGAGCGGUCCAAAUUGCAGCAGGCAGGGAGCAACAGCCAAUCAGAAGGCCCCGGCUGUGGAAGAACCAAAACGGAACGUCCGCCUUCAUUGAGUCUGUACCCCAGCGGCGAGGGCAUGGUACGUGGGGGUCUCGGGGGGGCUAGGAUGAUGCCCGGGAAAGACAUCUGGCAGGUCAGCGAGCUCGGCCAGUCGACCUUCUGCUCUGCCUAUCAGGUGGGACAGACAGAGGAUGAAUCAGAGUCCGACUCAGUGGCGGCCACACCCAGCAGCACAGGAAGCAAGUCCAACACACCCACCUCCUCCGUCCCCUCCGCCACUGUCACCCCCAUCAACGAGGGCUUCCUCCCACAAUCUGAAUUUGAUGCGAUGCGGACUGGGAACCGCAGGAAAAGUGCCAAGCGACUCAGCCGGAAUAUGGAGGUGCAGGUUUCCCAGGAAACCAGGAAUGUCAGCAUCGGCAUGGGAAGCAGCGAUGAGUGGUCCGAGUUUCAGGAGAUCAUCGACUCUACCCCUGAGCUGGACAUGUGUGUGGACCCCCGUGUGUAUGGAGGAGGAAACAGCCCCUCUCAGGGCAUAGUGAACGAGGCCUUCGGCAUCAACACCGACUCGCUCUACCACGAGAUCAAAGACGCCAAGUCGGACAUCAUUGGAGACGUUGAUGCAGGCGCCGAGCUGCUAGGCGAGUUCUCAGUCCGUGAUGAUUUCUUCGGGAUGGGUAAGGAGGUGGAGAACCUGCUGACAGAGAACAAACAGCUCCUAGAGACCAAAAAUGCUCUCAACAUUGUGAAAAAUGACCUUAUUGCCAAAGUGGACGAGCUGUCAGGGGAGCAGGAAGCGCUGAGGGAGGAGCUGGAGGCUUUGAGGCAGUCCAAGAACAAGGCGGACGUCAGAGUCAAGGAGCUGGAAGAAGAACUCAAGAGGUUAAGAGCAGAGGCUCUCGGUGCGUCUCGGGACUCCAAGGAUGAAGGAGGUGACGAUUUUUCAUCACCCAUGCAGGACGGCGACAUGACAAUGACGCAGCGCCGGCGGUUCACCCGGGUGGAGAUGGCCCGCGUGCUGAUGGAGAGGAAUCAGUACAAAGAGAGACUGAUGGAGCUGCAGGAGGCCGUACGGUGGACAGAGAUGAUCAGGGCGUCCAGGGAAAGUCCUCAGAUCCAAGAGAAAAAGAAGUCCACCAUCUGGCAGUUCUUUGCACGUCUCUUCAGCACAUCGUCCAGCCCCCCGCCUGUCAAGCGGCCAUACUACAGCGUCAACAUCCACUACAAGUCGCCCUCGCCGGCUGGUUUCUCUCAGCGACGCAGCCACACCAUGUGUCAGAUCUCCACCUCCAACCGCACGCUGGAGUUCUUCCCCGAAGAUGACUCAGCACUGUUGGCCCGCCGAGAGCAGCGGCGUGAACAGUACCGGCAGGUCCGUGAGCACAUGCGCCGCGACGAUGGCAUCAUGCAGGCCUGUGGCUGGAGCGUGCCGUCUCGCUUCAAACAGACAGGAGGUCAGCCGGACAGCGCUCAGGACAGCCCGCUGAAGAGAACACAGCCCACAAACGAGAAGGAGGACAACCGCAUGAAGAAUGUUCCCGUCCCGGUGUACUGUCGUCCUCUGGUAGAGAAGGACCCCAACAGGAAGUUGUGGUGUGCAGCUGGAGUGGACCUGACAGGAUGGAGGGCCAGCAACCAGGAGUCGGUACCAGCCAAAGCACCAUCGGGCGGCAGCGAUCCCCUGCACGCUGAGGAGAACGGACCUGGAAAGAAGAGCAGCCACAGCUCCCCAGAAAAGAGGAAGGAGCUCCAGGAAACCGACACCAUGAGCAGUCGAGUGUGGAUCCUCACCAGCACCCACUCUGCCAGCAAGGUGGUCAUCAUCGACGCCAACCAGCCGGGCUCACUGGUCGACCAGUUCAACGUCUGCAACGCCCACGUGCUCUGCAUCUCCAGCGUGCCAGCUGCCAGCGAGAGCGACUAUCCAGCAGGAGAGAUUGUGUUGGAUCCAGGUGACAGCGGAGCAGGGGGGGGAGGCGAGGAUGCUGGCGGCGUGGAGGGCAUGUUGGCUGGUAUCACUCUUGUCGGAUGUGCCACCAACUGCAGUGUCGCCCGUAGCAACUGCUCCUCGCGCACUGAUACGCCCAUAAUGGACAAAGGACAAGCCCCUACUGCCCCCCCCCUGAAUGGGAAGAUUCACCCUGGCCAGUCAGCCGAGGAGGCCACGGAGGCCACCGAGGUUCCCGAGUCAACGGCCAGCCACGCAGGGCUGAGAUCUGGACCUCCAGGACCGUUCACUGAGCACGUCUUCACCGACCCCCAGCCCCGUUUAUCAACGCCUCUGACAGGUAGGAGGCCAAAGUCAAGCGCCGGUCAAUCCAAAGACGAAACGUCUCAGCCUCCAGAGUCAGAGGACGGAGGGGAAGAGACCAAGAACUACACCAGCGUGGCCCCCACUAUGUGGCUCGGGGCCCAGAACGGCUGGCUCUACGUCCACUCAGCGGUUGGAAACUGGAAGAAGUGCCUCCACUCCAUCAAACUCAAAGACUCUGUGCUCAGUCUGGUACACGUGAAAGGUCGUGUGCUGGUUGCCCUCGCUGACGGGACCCUCGCCAUAUUCCAUAGAUCAGAGGAUGGCCAGUGGGAUUUAUCCAACUACCACCUAAUGGACCUCGGACGGCCUCAUCACUCCAUCCGCUGCAUGGCUGUAGUACAUGAUAAGGUUUGGUGCGGCUACAAGAACAAGAUCCACGUCAUCCAGCCCAAGAGCAUGCAGAUCGAGAAGUCCUUCGACGCCCACCCUCGCAGGGAGAGUCAGGUGCGGCAGCUGGCGUGGAUCGGUGAUGGUGUGUGGGUGUCGAUCCGGCUAGAUUCGACCCUGCGUCUCUACCACGCGCACACACACCAGCACCUCCAGGACGUGGACAUAGAGCCGUACGUCAGCAAGAUGCUGGGCACUGGCAAGCUGGGCUUCUCUUUUGUGCGAAUCACAGCGCUUCUGAUUGGUGGAAACCGUCUCUGGGUAGGAACUGGAAACGGCGUGAUCAUCUCCAUCCCACUGACAGAGACGGUGGUCCUUCACCGGGGACAGCUCCUUGGUUUGAGGGCCAAUAAGGUGUCUCCCACAUCGUCCGGCGGAGUGAUCCACGUGUACGGUGACGAUGGCUCUGAGAAGAGCACCGGCAGCUUUAUCCCCUACUGCUCCAUGGCACAAGCCCAGCUCUGUUUCCAUGGACACCGCGAUGCUGUCAAGUUCUUUGUCUCUGUACCCGGCAACGUUCUGGCCACCCUAAACGGCAGUGUGCUGGACAGUCCAUCGGAGGGUCAGGGGUCAGCAGCGCCCCAAGAGACGGAGGCCCAGAGUGUUCACAACGUGCUGGUGCUGAGCGGAGGAGAGGGCUACAUCGAUUUUCGUAUAGGAGAUGGAGAGGACGAUGAAACCGAGGAAGGAGACAGUGGCGGAGCUUCGCAGAUAAAACCUGCUUUGUGUAAAGCAGAGCGAAGCCACAUCAUCGUCUGGCAGGUGUCCUACAUACCUGAGUGACACCCGGAUUUGCUUUAACACCCAAACCCCACUCACCUCCUCAAAGGAAUCUCCUCUUGUCCCCAAAAAGCUUCCAGCCACUCCAAACCUUGUAAUUAUCCCUGGUCAUGUACAAGUUCCCCCCCUUGGCUCUAAAAUGACCCUCCAAGCCAUGUAUCGUCCCUUGUAACUAUUCUAUCCCCUCCUGCCCCCGUCACCUUGUAACUUUAAUGCCUUGUAAUUACCUCCUCUGAUAUAGUAAUCUGCCUGCCAUCCUGUUUCUGUCCCACCCAGGGCAUUGUAACUAUCUUCAUGAGCCUUGUAACCCAGCCUCAUAACUACCUCCCUCCUCUGUAUCAAUCUUAUAUUCACCCUGCAAGCACACUGUAUCUCCUCCUAUAUUUAUCUCAAUUGUCCUGCAUCUGCCCCAGUCUACUCCUUCUCUUCCUCAACUUAGUUUGUCAUCUGUGAAGCCUACACCUUAUCUUAAAGCAAAGCUCAGAGCCCCAAAAUUGCAUCAAAUUGUACUAAUAACAAAAAAAAAACAAGUACAGAAAUGUGGAUGACCCCGACUUUUCACCAGAAAAUUGCUCAGAUUUUUUUCCUGAACAGCCAAUCAGCAAUCCAUAAUAACCAUAAAUGCUAUUAUGUUUAAACUGAGUUAAUGGAUGCAGGUGUCAGGUGUUUACGGAUCGACAGUCUUUGACAGUGUGUGGGAGUGAAAACAAAUUCUUGUUUUGGCUUUAAGAUUGUAGUGGAUGGCAAAUGAGUUUGGGUCACAUUUUACGACAACGAGGAACAAAUUGGAAACUGAAAAGUACAAUGAAUUCAGCACUAAAGUCUGGGCUUUUUUUUGGGCUGUUACCCAAAAUAUUUUGCAUCCAAUUUUGCAGUCACGUCUAUUUAGAGUCUUGAUUAACGACCUUGCUCAUUUUCUACCCUAAAAUGGUAAAAAGAGGAUAUAAUGGCAAUGUGCGAGAACAGACCCAAAGUGAUAGGAAAUAUCUAAUGCCUGAUGUAAAUUAAAGAGUCGUGUGAACAAGAUUAUUAAACCAGAUGAAGGGUUUGUGUUGAAAGUGUCAAGGGUUCAGUCCGAGACUUAUUCCUCUCAUCUGACUGGCUGUUGAUCAGGCGGUUUGUUGUAAAGCAGGUGAACAGUGAUGUGUUGUCAUUAUGUGUACAGGGAUUAUUGUAAAUCCCCAGACACACUGAAGCCCAUCCUCUUUGUUCAGUAUGGAAAUUCAUGCAUUGAUCUCUAUCUGUGUGAAUUAAAUAUUAAACAUAUUUGUGUGCUGAAAAAAG
Molecule: messenger RNA, 6054 nt
Organism: Perca flavescens (yellow perch)
Lineage: Eukaryota; Metazoa; Chordata; Actinopteri; Perciformes; Percidae
Gene: mapk8ip3
Product: mitogen-activated protein kinase 8 interacting protein 3
Biological process (GO): vesicle-mediated transport
Cellular component (GO): cytoplasm
Molecular function (GO): kinesin binding; JUN kinase binding; signaling receptor complex adaptor activity
Source: RefSeq, a predicted model, not a curated record